This is a messenger RNA of Penicillium longicatenatum, 1758 nucleotides long. Its product is annotated as Tti2 family protein. The record is from RefSeq and is a predicted model, not a curated record. Gene Ontology annotation, cellular component: nucleoplasm; centrosome; cytosol. The transcript is spliced from 4 exons. NCBI's taxonomy places the organism in Eukaryota, Fungi, Ascomycota, Eurotiomycetes, Eurotiales, Aspergillaceae. The coding region runs from base 1 to 1758 and encodes 585 amino acids.
AUGGAUCAAUUCCGAAAAGAGGCCCGUACGGUCUUACAGCAGGAUCCUUGGACCCUGAGCCAGUCAGAGCUACCUCGACUCCCAUCUGGGAGAAGGAGAAUCAAGGGUGACCUGCCCGAGCUGUGGCAGAAUGUUUCAACCUACGACCACAGCACCUGCAUGGAUGUCUGUGAAAGCUUGUAUGCUGCACUUGCUUUCAUUGAGGCGAUCCCUGACCGGCUCUUGCCCGAUGAUUCGGGUUGCCGAGAACUUGAAGGUGACGAAAUCACGGCGGCGUCCAACCUAUUUGAAUGGGCCAAUAAAGCAGCACUACCGUCGUCGGAAUUUGCAGGAUCUUUUGACGACAAUGUCGAGGUGACUACAGGUGCUUAUUCACGAGGGAUCAAAAAAGCUCAGAAUGAGAGUCUUUUGAAAGCGAAAUUGGCCUUGGAGUUCCUUUGUCUUUUCAAGGCACAGACAAGUGUAACUUUGCCAAAUCGCCGAACACCAACUGCGCCGGAUACUUUGCCGGAUUCUCUGAUUACCAUGGCCACUUUCAUGUCCGGGCAAGAUCCAUGGUGCACAAGCGAUACCCAGAUGAUAGCCGAAAUGUAUUUUUGCGGGGGCUGGACUCAUCUAUGGGACACCAUUGAAAUGGUGCUCAAAGACAAGCUCCGACCUCUUUUCAUGAAGCAGAGGAAUCCUAAUAUCACAAACGAGGGCCGCAAGGACUUCCACCCGGUGCCUUUGCCUCGUUUUGACGGAAGCUCACUCGACGAUUCAGCAAAGCCAUGGAAGAAUACGGAUAUCUAUGCUACCAGUGUCCUAUCCUGGAUUGUGUCUCAGUACAAGGCUGCCGAUAAGAAGCAUCUGGAAGCGCACUUCCCGCUUCUGGUCCCUGCUAUCCUAGCUUUAAUAGACGAUAGCUCUAUCUUUUUCAAGAUCAAGGGCUGUCAGCUCCUCUGUCAGCUCCUUAAGACGAUCCAAGAAAGUGGCUCCGAUAUCCUCCUUCGAACAAAUCUUAUCCCCGUCUUCGAAGAGGCCAUUAAACCGUGCCUUCUUUCCUUACCAACCAUCACCCCGGAAGACAAGUCCCUUCAAAUGCUGCGCGCUGCCUACCCAGUCCUGAUUGCUCUUUUCAAAGCUGCCUCCAAAAACCCUUCAAAGGCACAAAGGAAUACAGAGACGUACAACGCGAGUCUCGUUAAGAUCCUUCGGUCAAACUUGAUCUCGUCGUAUAAUCAUAUCAGCUCACCAACUCCAACCUAUGAGUCCUCGGCCUCCUUCCCGCACCCCAAGUUAUCUACUUUCCUAAUGGAUGAGAUCUCUAUUGUUGUCAACGAGCUUGGUAUUGAAACUACCAAGUACCUCCAGGACAUCGUCCCACUACUACACAUGACCCUCGCGAAUCCUUUCGGGUCUGCAUAUCCUCCACUUCUCUCCGCUGCCGUGUCAACAACAAAAUCAGUAGUUCUGAACGCUCACCCUCGUGUUUGGAGAUGGCGCGGUGAGAUAUUGGCUGGGUUAUGUGCGUGCUGGCUACAUGUUAUUGCAGAAAACAAGGAGAGGGCGGGAGAAAGUGCCCUCGCGAAACAGCUUGUCAAUCUGACUAAAGAGCUACAGAGCGCUGUUUUCGUGCUGAAGCAUGCUUUGCAAAAUCCUGUCUCGCCUGAUGCGGACCAGCUUCAUGCUAAAGAGGAGAUGAGUGCAGAGCUACAGAAGCUCGUUGAUGCUGAUUCCGAAUUAUCGGGUCUGUUGUUUACUGAUGUAAAGUCAUAA